GGAGUUGAAAUUGGGUAGGUACCUGUCCAAUUAUUGAAUUAUAUUCAUACCUACUCUACCCCGCAUAUGCAUCACAUUUAGCCUACCUAUUACUUUUGCUCAAUAUAUUUUCCAUACGUAAUGUCUAAAGAAAUAUAAUUAGAUCACGUAAUUUGUCUCAUCAAGUGACAUUUUCCUUCAACUGUCAAAAAUCAUGUUCUUCGUAAGUAUUUCUUUCAUGAAGACCUCAACUGGACAAUUUGUUUUGUUCAGUUUUAAUCAAACCGGUGAUGUAGUAGGUAUAUUUCUUUCGUACUAUAAGUUCAUUGAUUCGAGCGGUGUUGUUUUACUAUAAACCUGAAUAUGAUCAAGCAAUUCGAAUGGUACGUCGUGUUGAUCAUUUUCUCAAUACUGAACUCACGCUUGACAAAUUCCGAAGUGACUCCAAAUCCAGCAGAAUCCACUUCAACGUCUGUAACCAUCAGCACUUCAACUAGCUCCACUGAUUUGGAAGAAAAUAAAGAUACGGAGAACACCACGUCCAUCACGCCGGAGCACACCACUGAAAAUAACUUACCCGAUUCAGAACCAUUGAGCAAAUACCGUCGAAAUGGUUUAGAUAUCGAUUACGUGGAUAAAUGGGAAGAUGAUAGGAAACGGUACAUGAUCGAAUACCCUAAUCAGUUCGAAGAAGAUUUCCAUCCUUAUUACAGAGACAGGGCUCGUUUCAAUGAUAAAAUAUUCCCAGUUAGGAUCCAAGGAUGUCCUCACUACUCGAGGGAUGUUUCACGAGACGAGAAUAUAAUACGUAGUGGUAUCUUGCAAGGAUGGCUCGGAGCUGCCAAAGGUUCCAGUGGCACCAGUACUAGAACCAAUGACAAUGAUAAACGUUUAGAAAUGUCUCCAUUUUACGUCACCACAGCUACACCCAAGACAGCUCCUUCGUAUCGGAAUCAUGCCAAUAGUAAUAAACCGUAUGCAGAUUAUGAGAACAGCAGCUAUGAUAAGCAAUCUGGUGGUGGUAAUUAUGUACAACAAAAUAAACCCAGCAAGUACUCGAACAAUAACUAUAGAGUAAAGGGGAGUGCAUCAAAGGACUAUUAUAACUUACAAGGGGGUAAUUAUGUUUCGGAUGAAAGGAAUGUCAACUCUUGGCAGUUCCCACAAGGUAGAAAUAAUCGAUUAAUUUACUACGAGUACAACUUGGAUGAUAACAGACGUCCCGAUUCUGGGUAUUACCCUCCGAGCAAUAACGAUCAAUUUACCAAUAAUAAUUAUAACCAAUGCGAUGUCGAAUACGAAGAAAAUUCUCGCAGACCUACGAAAAACAAUUAUUUUAAUGGUAAUCGUUACCAGCAGCAGACGCAAUUCGGUGGUAAUUUAAUACCCCAGUCUAGAUUUUUGACCGAUGUCAACCAAGAUCAAAAUGAUAAAGAAUACGGUUCUUAUUACUCGUCGGAAGAUGCAGGGUAUCAAAAUAGAAAUGUCGAUAGAGUGGAUAAUCGAAAUACAGGGUAUGAGUUCAAUGUACCAUUUGCUCCUACAGCGAACAAUGAUAAACUUAAUUUUCCACCACCUAUUCCGCCUACGUUGACGUCUCCGAGGGCACAAUUCAUGGCAGAAUCGGGAUCUUUAAUUAGGGAUAAAAAUUCUGUGAAAUCUAUACCGUUUGGUAGGCAUAGAUUUAAUUUUCAGUCAGGUAAUAAGUAGGUUUGUUCAUCAACACCUAUGUAUAGGUAAACUCAUUUUACCAAUUUCAAUAUUUUACUUAUUACAAUCUUUAAUUAAAAUUUGUAUGAUUUUCAUGUUCAUUUAUUAUAUAUAUCUACUAAUGUAUGAAAGUAUCAUACAGUGCAGGUAAAGUCAACAUUUUUAAAGGUCAAGUACCUCAUAUGUAACAGGUGAAAAGCCACACUUAAAUAUAACAACAACAAUGCAAUCGUUAAUGAUGUAGGUAUAAAGAUAUGUACCUACGUAAGUAAAUGUCUAAAGAUCAACUUCCGGUGUGUGUUUCAUAUUUGUUUAAACAAUAAAUGAAAUAUAAUAAAGUAAUUAGUUCGAGCAGUUCUAUGUGCUCGUAUAACAAUAACCUAACCAUGACCCGAAUGAAAUCGGUUACUCAUAUGCUCAAAUUAUAUUUCGAUCUCAAUUUUAUAAAUUUACCAACCAUUUACUUAUGUAAUAAGAUUGUACCUAAACCUAUUGUGUAAUAAAAAAGAUCAGCUAGGUACCUAUCUACUCAAGUAUUUAAUUUAAUUGGUAUUGUAAAUAUACAUAGAUCUAUUCCAUUAAUCCAAAUCCAUCGAUACAAUUUUGAAAUCUGUACAAUAAAUAAAGAUGUAAUAAAACA
Messenger RNA from Planococcus citri (citrus mealybug), 2329 nucleotides. Its product is annotated as probable ATP-dependent RNA helicase ddx42. NCBI's taxonomy places the organism in Eukaryota, Metazoa, Arthropoda, Insecta, Hemiptera, Pseudococcidae. The record is from RefSeq and is a predicted model, not a curated record. The transcript has 2 exons. Bases 343 to 1689 code for a protein of 448 amino acids.